Molecule: messenger RNA, 6203 nt
Organism: Linum trigynum
Lineage: Eukaryota; Viridiplantae; Streptophyta; Magnoliopsida; Malpighiales; Linaceae
Source: the annotation of a GenBank genome assembly
UUAAAACGAGUUUUUGGUUCAGGAAUUUCUUGAAUUCCCGAUCUGCCAAAUUAGGGUUUCGGAGUAUCCGGAAGCCGGAUUGAGCCCAAAUUUCAUAUACGAGUUUCUUGCAGCGAGGUAAUCAAUCCCCUAGUUCUAAUCCCUGAAUUUCGGCUAUUAUUUAGGCCGGGGUCCAAACCGCUGAAUUUAGCUCCGGCCAGGGUUUGAUGUGUUUUUAUCGAGAAUUUGACCCGGAGCCUAGAACUAAUAUUGACGGGGAUACUGCAGGGGAUAUUAGGACGGUCUCGGAUUUUAAUUCGGGGUUCGUUCGUGAAAUUGACGUUUUAGUACGGGAAGCUUAAACCGGUGUUUGAACGACCAGAACUGGUGAGGGAUUAGCACGGCAUACCGGGUUUGUCGUAUCACGAUAAUUAUAUUAAUGCUUAGAAUUGACCUAGGUGAACUAGAAUGGCAUGAUUAGGGGUGUAUGGACUUUUGUGCUAUAUGAUAAACCCUGGACUGUUGUAUGAUAUUAUUGACUUGCCCUAAUCGAUAUGAACCUUGUUUAUGUGGAUGAUUGCAUACAUGUUGCCAUUUGUGGCUUAACUAUUGAUAUGACUUCAUGGUUGUUCGAUAAGGGGUUUUGACAUGGUAUGAUAUUAUGGUUGUAUUUGGAUCCAUAAGUGGGGGAAUAAACUUCCCAGGGUGAUAUUAUGAUGUUUUAAGGAGGAUGACUUGCACGAGGGUUUAUCCCGAGGAAGUGCAAUUAUACGACUCCUGAUUUACCUAUGUUGAGCCAAUUAUGGUCAGGUCAAGUACAUGUGUAAGUAAUGAAUUAUGGUUAAGCAAGAUGAGAUAUGAAUCAUGUACAGGGAUACCAAAUAUGAAUGUUGUGGUCUCAUGGUCAAUUACGUAGUAAUUAGGGCUCCCUAUGCUAUUACUCUAUUAUGAUAUGUAUGAUAGUCACACCUCUCAUGUGGUGGUGACUGAAGAAUUCUUAUGAGAUAUGACCACACCCAGAGCGGUGUCGGGGUAUGACUACACCCAUAGUGGUGUGGGGUAUGUAUGACCACAUCCGACGGGAUGUUGGGGUAUGUAUGACUACAUCCGACGGGAUGUGGGGUAUGUUUCCCGGGAGAGUUAUUAGCAUGGGAGUAGCCAGGCGCCUAUGAUUAAAACAUGAUAAGAUGCAUAUGCAUAAGUCAAGGUGGUUGAGUCUUUUGCCUAUUGGGAUAUGAGGAUGGCUGAGGUCCGAUCCUAGUGUUUUGGUUUGAUUGUUAGAUGUAUGAUAGGGGUAUGCUCUGUUAUGAACUCACGAUGCUAUGAUUAUCUCACUCAGCUAUGAGCUGACCCUCUUUUAUUCUUCUUCUCUGCUUAUGCUAUGUGUAAGCAGAUCAUCAGCAGCAGCAGUAGAUAAGUGUUAGGUGGGAGAGGAGCUAGAGUUGAAGCCAGGAUGAGGUAUGGUCUUCAACUAUUCUGUGCUUGGACUACUACUUGGGAUUUUGGCCAGUGAUCCACACCUUUUUGUAAAAAUGUUUUGAGAACGUUUUUCAUGUGCAUACUAGCUUCUGAUGUAGUGUGAGAUAUCCACAGGUGUGGAAAGUUGAUGAUAUGUGUAUAUUUUUGUAAUUAUGUAAGUUGUGACGAUUAUGGCUUGUAUCAGUAUAGUAUGCAGUUGUGUAGUAUGAAACUGUGACUUUGGCUAUGAAAGCCAAUACUUAUGGUUGUGAGUAUAUAUGUUGUGAUGAAUUAUUUUGCAGGAUAAGUUGCAAGAACUGUUAGCCCAUUACGCGAGUAAUUCAUGUCGAAAUUUUAUCUAGGUAAAUUUUGAUAAUUAAUGUAACACCCGAGAUUAAUUCCACUGCAAUUGUAUGAAAAAUAUGAUUAGGCAAAACGUAUUGGGUAGGGUGUUACAGUUUGGUAUCAACUUUCCACACCCGUGGAUAUCUCACACUACAUCAGAAGCUAGUAUGCACAUGAAAAACGUUCUCAAAACAUUUUUACAAAAAGGUGUGGAUCACUGGCCAAAAUCCCGAGUAGUAGUCCAAGCACAGAAUAGUUGAAGACCAUACCUCAUCCUGGCUUCAACUCUAGCUCCUCUCCCACCUAACACUUAUCUACUGCUGCUGCUGAUGAUCUGCUUACACAUAGCAUAAGCAGAGAACAAGAAUAAAAGAGGGUCAGCUCAUAGCUGAGUGAGAUAAUCAUAGCAUCGUGAGUUCAUAACAGAGCAUACCCCUACCAUACAUCUAGCAAACGAGCCAAAACACUAGGAUCGGACCUCAGCCAUCCUCAUAUCCCAAUAAGCAAAAGACUCAACCACUUUGACUUAUGCAUAUGCAUCUUAUCAUGUUUUAAUCAUAGGCGCCUGGCUACUCCCAUGCUAAUAACUCUCCCGGGAAACAUACCCCACAUCCCGUCGGAUGUAGUCAUACAUACCCCAACAUCCCGUCGGAUGUGGUCAUACAUACCCCACACCACUAUGGGUGUAGUCAUACCCCGACACCGCUCUGGGUGUGGUCAUAUCUCAUAAGAAUUCUUCAGUCACCACCACAUGAGAGGUGUGACUAUCAUACAUAUCAUAAUAGAGUAAUAGCAUAGGGAGCCCUAAUUACUAUGUAGUUGACCGUGAGACCACAACACUCAUAUUUGGUAUCCUUGUACAUGAUUCAUAUCUCAUCUUGCUUAAUCACAAUUCGUUACUUGCACGUGUACUUGACCUGACCAUAAUUGGCUCAACAUAGGUAAAUCAGGAGUCGUAUAAUUGCACUUCCUCGGGAUAAACCCUCGUGCAAGUCAUCCUCCUUAAACAUCAUAAUAUCACCUUGGGAAGUUUAUUCCCCCACUUAUGGAUCCAAAUACAACCAUAAUAUCACACCAUGUCAAAAACCCUUAUCGAACAACCAUAAAGUCAUAUCAACAGUUAAGCCACAAAUGGCAACAUGUAGGAAAUCAUCCACAUCAACAAGGUUCAUAUCGAUUAGAGCAAGUCAAUAAUAUCAUACAGUAGUCCAGGGUUCAUCAUAUAGCACAAAAGUCCAUACACCCCUAAUCAUGCCAUUCUAGUUCACCUAGAUCAAUUCUAAGCAUCAAUAUAAUUAUCGUGAUACGACAAACCCGGUAUGCCGUGCUAAUCCCUCACCAGUUCUGGUCGUUCAAACACCGGUUUAAGCUUCCCGUACUAAAACGUCAAUUUCACGAACGAACCCCGAAUUAAAAUCCGAGACCGUCCUAAUAUCCCCUGCAGUAUCCCCGUCAAUAUUAGUUCUAGGCUCCGGGUCAAAUUCUCGAUAAAAACACAUCAAACCCUGGCCGGAGCUAAAUUCAGCGGUUUGGACCCCGGCCUAAAUAAUAGCCGAAAUUCAGGGAUUAGAACUAGGGGAUUGAUUACCUCGCUGCAAGAAACUCGUAUAUGAAAUUUGGGCUCAAUCCGGCUUCCGGAUACUCCGAAACCCUAAUUUGGCAGAUCGGGAAUUCAAGAAAUUCCUGAACCAAAAACUCGUUUUAAAGCUCUAAAUCGAUAAAUCACGAUGUAUAGAUGAAUUAGACAUUACUUACGGGAUUUUUGGAUCACUAGGGCUCAAGAUUUUGAGCUUUGGAAUUUUGUUGUUAUGGCGUACUAUACCCUAUGGGAGGUUAAACACUCCUAAGGAGGGGAGUGCCCCAUAAUGACUUAAACUGGGAAUUGAGUUUGACAUGAUUAUGUGUAUUGGUAUAUUGGAUGAAAUUAUCUGCAUCAUGGUUUUCAAAAUUGAGUUUUUAAUGUAUUUGUUUUCAAGUAAUUAUUUAGGGAAAAUUUUGUUUUAACCAAGUGAGAGAUUUGGUGAAGAAUGAAUUUUGUGUGGAUCAAUCUAAGGCCAAUAUUUCCUUGUAGCUCGCACGGAAGUUGUGAAAAUGUUCCUACUGACCAGUCGAGAGGAGUGGGGGCGGUUGAUGCAAGACCGCCAGUAUUAGAUUAUGCAAGAUGGAAGAGUUAUCGCAUAUGCCUCUAGGCAAUUGCGUCCUCAUGAAGUAAAUUAUCCCACUCAUGACUUAGAAUUGGCAGCGGUGGUAUUUGCUCUCAAGAUUUGGCGACAUUAUUUGUAUGGUGAGACUUUUAAAAUUCUAACUGAUCACAAAAGCUUGAAGUAUAUUAUGGAUCAGAAGGAUUUAAAUAGUCGCCAGAGGAGAUGGAUAGAGUUGUUAAAAGAUUAUGAUUGUACCAUUGAUUACCAUCCAGGUAAAGCUAAUGUAGUUGCUGAUGCUCUGAGCAGAAAGGGGAAGAAGAAUAUAAAUGAUCUGGUUGAUUUGAGGGCAAUGAAUGUGGAUUUGGAAGUGGAUGGUGUAACAGGGUUACUAGCUCGGUUGAACAUUCGACCUUUGUUGCAUGACAAAAUUCGUGAGAAGCAGAAGGAGGACCCAGAGUUGGUAAAAAUCAUUCAAGACAUUGGGGAAGGAAAAGAAAGCCCAUUUGAAAUGGUAGAUGGCAUGUUGAAGAUUAAUGGAAGAGCAUGUGUUCCUAAUGUUGAUAACUUGAGGAAAGAGAUCCUAGAUGAAGCUCAUUCUUCUGCUUAUGCUAUGCACCCAGGAGCAACUAAAAUGUAUCACACGAUCAAACCAUAUUUUUGGUGGCGUGGGAUGAAAAAGGAAGCGGCUGAACAUGUUUUCACAUGUCUAGUAUGUCAGAAAGUUAAGGCAGAACAUCAAGCUCCCGUGGGAAAACUGCAACCACUUCCAAUUCCAGAAUGGAAGUGGGAAAGAAUCACAAUGGAUUUUGUAUAUGGUCUCCCAUUAUCAAGGGGAAAAGAUGCAGUAUGGGUUAUUGUGGACCGACUGACCAAAUCGGCUCACUUUUUACCCAUUAGAUGGAAACCAUCACUGGAGACUUUGUCUCAACUAUAUAUUAAGGAGAUCGUCAGAUUGCAUGGUGUGCCAAUUUCUAUUGUCUCUGAUCGAGACCCGAGCUUCACAUCUCGGUUUUGGCAAAGUUUACAUGAUGCCUUGGGAACUAAACUGCAUUUUACUUCAGCUUAUCAUCCUCAAACAGAUGGGCAGAGUGAACGAACCAUCCUAACUUUGGAGGAACUACUUCGAUCAUGUGUAAUGCAAUGGGAAGAAUCAUGGAUUGACCAUUUGCCCUUAAUUGAGUUUGCUUACAACAACCAGUACCAUAGUAGUUUGGGUGUUCCACCAUAUGAAGCACUUUAUGGGAGGAAGUGUAGAACACCAUUAUGUUGGGAUGUAGAAGGAGCAAGGCAAAUCUCAGGGCCAGAGAUAGUCCAGAUCACAGUUGACAAGGUCAAGAAAAUCAGGGAGCGGUUGAGGGUGGCUCAAGAUCGACAGAAAGUUUAUGUUGACACGAGUAGGCGUGAAUUUAAUUUCGAAGUGGGUGAGAAAGUAUUUCUCAAAGUGUCACCAUGGAAAGGGGUGAUGAGAUUUGGUAAGAAAGGAAAGCUUGCACCUCGAUAUAUUGGGCCAUAUGAAAUCACAGAGAAGAUUGGACCAGUGGCUUAUAAGUUGGCAUUGCCUCCAGAACUAUCUCAAAUCCACAAUGUAUUUCAUGUGAGUAUGCUGAAGAGGUACAAAGUGGAUCCUUCCCAUGUUAUACAACCAGAAGAGAUCGAGUUGGGUUCAGAUUUGACAUUUGAAGAGGUUCCAGUUGAGAUUAUUGAUUACCAGAUUAAGAAUCUUCGUAGGAAGGAAAUCCCAAUGUUGAAAGUGGUUUGGAGAAAUCAAGAAAGUGAGAGUGCUACCUGGGAAACUGAAACAAGUAUGCGAGAGAAGUACCCUGAGUUAGUAGCAACCUACUUUGCAGGUUAACAAUCUUGCCUAAUAAGUUAUGUUUUGAACUUGCUGAUGUGCUUUUGUUGUGAUAGCCCAGUACAGGUUUUUGAAACCUAAACGUGGGAACUUGAGGUGUUAUGUGUUACUUUCUAUGUUAUAAAUCGCCUAACCUAAGAGUUAGGUAAUGACUUUAUAUAUAUAUAAUUAAUACGUAUACUUAUCCGAUCGAUCGAUAAUCCGAUUUUCGUCGAAAUAGUGUCGAAAUGCUCGAUUUUAAAUCGCGAACUUUCUAGCGAUCGAAAUACGAUUUUAGCCGAAACGGGAUGUUACAAUUCUCCCCUCCUUAAAAGAUUUCGUCCCCGAAAUCUAACCUUGAGUCGUACUCUAACUCCUCUUACUUACCCUUAACAUGGUCUAUCAUACAUAAAGUCAUAUAUAUAUAAUUAAUACGUAUACUUAUC